AGUGAAAACAGAAUUAAGUUGUGGAUCGUAGGGCUGAAGUUUAAAAUGAUAUUUUCAAUUAGCCAAUCGAAGCUCAAAAAUGUGGUAUCAAUUAAUUAGAAUAAAACAUAUCGAUAUUAAAGUCGAGAUGUACUAGUUAAAAGCCGAUAAUCGAUAUAGAAACGAUGUCUUAGCAUUUGCAAUGAUUUGCAACCUAUAGAGAUAGAAGCAGGCAGACUGUGAGCUGCGAGCGAAUUUCUGGAAUCAUCUAUGUGAAUUUAAACGGACGAUUACAGUGUACACAUAAAACGUUAUUUUAUUACUGAAAUAUUACACACGAACAUAAAAGAUUUUGGAGCAACAAUAUCAGAAUGGCAGCAGUGGACAUAUCUCCCAAGAAGGAUGGAGGUGUAUUGAAGGAAAUUAUUAAGGAAGGUAUUGGAGAUGAAACUCCACCACCUAGAAGCAAUGUAAAAGUACAUUACACCGGUACUUUGUUGGAUGGAACAAUGUUUGAUUCAAGCAAAGUCCGUAAUAGUCCAUUUAAAUUUGAGCUAAAAAAAGGAAAUGUCAUCAAAGCUUGGGAUAUCGGGGUGGCUACAAUGAAAAAAGGUGAAGUUGCACUAUUGACUUGUGCUCCUGAAUAUGCGUAUGGGAAGGCUGGUAAUCCACCUAAAAUUCCACAAAAUGCAACACUGAAGUUUGAAAUUGAAGUAAUUGAUUGGACAGGAGAAGAUUUAAGUCCUGACAAAGAUGGAAGUAUCGAAAGGUAUCAAAUUAUAGAAGGAAAAGACAGUAACACACCACAGAGUGAAGCUUUAGUAAAUGUACAUUUAAUAGGAAAGUAUAAUGAUAAAGUAUUCGAAGACAGAGAUGUUCAAUUCUCUCUUGGAGAAGGAGAAGUAUGUAAUAUUAUAAGUGGUGUGGAGAAAGCUUUAGAAUCCUUCAGUACUGGAGAAAAAUCAAUACUUAUAAUUAAAAGCAAGCAUGCAUUUGGAAAUGCGGGAAAACCAGAAUUUGAUAUUCCGCCAAAUGCAACCGUGGAAUAUGAAGUAGAGUUGAAAAGCUUUGAAAAAGGUGUAGAUUGUUGGUUAUUAAGCAAUCCUGAAAUUAUAGAACAAGCAAAGAUUUAUAAAGAGAAAGGAACAACUUACUUCAAAGGAAACAUGUACAAUUUAGCUAUUAAAAUGUAUGAAAAGGUUAUUUCGUGUCUGGAGUUUAUAGAGUCAUCUAAAGAAACCAGAGAUUCUGAAACAGAAAAUAGCCUUAUUUUAUCUGCUCACUUAAACCUUGCUCUAUGUUACUUGAAACUAGAUCAAAACGUUGAAGCAAAAGAUUCGUGUAAUAAAGCUCUAGCAUUAAGUCCCCAAAAUGAAAAAGCACUGUUCAGAAGAGGACAAGCCUACCUUGGAUUAGCAUCGCCCGAAAUUGCAAUUAAAGAUUUUCAAGAAGUUUUGAAAAUAGAUCCAAAAAAUACAGCAGCUGCCAAACAAAUUGGAGUUUGUAGUAAUCUUAUUAAGAAACAGUUAGUAAAAGAGAAAAAAUUAUAUGCAAAUAUGUUUGAUAAAUUUGCUCAAGAAGAUAAACAGAAGGAGGAGAAAGAGAUGCAAGCACAACCAGAUGUAAUGAACGUGGCUCUAGGUGAAUGGGGGCAAGAAGAACGACCUGGAGGUAGAGAUGCAACUGCUUUUGAAAAGGAGAAUCCUAACAUACUUAUGCUCAAUGCUAAUGGUACUGGUGAAUUUCAGGACAUGUGAAAGACUCUUUCUUUUCCUUGCACUGCCCCCAUUUUUAACUGCCAAUGACUUGAAACUUCAUCAAUUAUUAUUUUCAUAAAAUAUCACAUAAAUGCAUGUCUUUAAGUUUAUUAGUAUUCUGUGACAUACGAUACAGCCUAGUCAUCAAAUUUCAUAUCUCAUGCAAGUCAUGAAUUUUAUUAAAUAAAACUUCUAUCUUCAUUGUAUUCGUGUUUUCUAUAAGCUGAAAUCAUUUACAAUAAUAAAAAAAUUACAGUAAAGUUUAUCACUACGAUACAUUUAUUUUAUACUAUUGGUUAGUGUAUUUGAUAAUAAUGUAUAUUUAAAAUUGUAAUGCUUUUAUUAACAAUAUUACAACAAUCUGCAAUUCAUCAUUUCAUAUAAUUGUAAAUGCAGCAUGAUGGGACAUAAUGAUAAUACAUACCUCUUGAAUAAGUAACACCCUUUGUUUACCUUUUAGCAAACAUUUGCAAUACAGGUUAUUAUUAUUAUUUACAAAAGUAUCGAAGGAGGCUAAAAUAUACUUACUUGCUAUAAAAAAUUUGUCUCUUAUUGUUCUGGCACAAUCAAGUACUUCAUACACUCAAGGUCUUCCUCUAUAUUGCAGUGAAUUAAAAGAUGGCACAAAUGUUAGGAGACUGAUUUUGACCUAAACUUCUUUCGAUUCUCUCAAGUAUGAUAUAAAAAAAUUGUUACAAAUACUGUGUAAAUGUCUUGUCUACUAUUUCUGCCCCCUAAGUGAAACGCUGCCUAUGCUUUUAGUUACGAGUAUUCUAGUUUACAAAA
Molecule: messenger RNA, 2522 nt
Organism: Colletes gigas
Lineage: Eukaryota; Metazoa; Arthropoda; Insecta; Hymenoptera; Colletidae
Gene: Fkbp59
Product: FK506-binding protein 59
Exons: 6
Coding region: 351-1736 (461 amino acids)
Molecular function (GO): peptidyl-prolyl cis-trans isomerase activity; protein binding
Source: RefSeq, a predicted model, not a curated record